Mycena citricolor is the source of this 3214-nucleotide messenger RNA. The record is from the annotation of a GenBank genome assembly. NCBI's taxonomy places the organism in Eukaryota, Fungi, Basidiomycota, Agaricomycetes, Agaricales, Mycenaceae.
AAGCAAUGCUGUGCGGGCGUGGGCGGGUUUACACGUGCUAUGACGUCAGAGGUCACUCCUUCCUAAUCUGAUCGGCUCUAGAACCUCGCCGAACUUUCUCCCGUUUUCCACCACCGACGAUGACCAUCUUGACAUCAUCGCCGGUGGUGUAUAUAAUCUGCGGCUUAUCCACGCCACCUUUCUCAGAUUCACUGUUAUCACAAUCUACCACUCGUACAUCUUCUCACCCACAACACUCUAUCACCUGAAGAUGUUCUACUACCCAAGACAACAAGGCGGCUACGGAGGCUAUGGCGCGUAUGACCCCUAUGCGGUGGCUCGGCAACGCGAGCUCCAACGUCAGCAACUUCUGGCGCAGGAGCGCGAACGUCAACGUCUGGCGCACAUCCAGCGCCAGCGCCAGUAUGAGGCUCUCGAACGCGAACGCCUCUCCCACCAGUACUCGCCUUACGGACCGUCAACCGAUCAAUAUGAUCCCGAUUACGAAGAAAACGAGGAUGAGGACGACUCGGAAGUCUACCAAUACCUGACUCCUCGUCAGCGUGCUAUGAUGCAGGCGAAACGUCGUCAGUUAGUUAUGGAGGACCAGCGUAGGGCUCAAGUCCAAGCCCAGCGGCAGGCGGAUGCGCAGCGACAGCGCGCGGCUUCGCAGUCUCCGCAGCGCCCAACUGUGCCCGAGGACGCUUCCAUUCCCAUUCCCAGCGAUGCCGCGCCUAUGACAUCCCCUGAAACCACUCCAUCUCCCCCGCCACAUCUUUCCCCCACUGCCUCCACCUCUUCCUCCAAAACCACCUUCUCUGCUGAGCAGCGCGAGGAGGCGGCAUCCACCAUCCAACGCGCAUUCCGCGUUUAUCGCGCUCUUCGUACCAUCUCCGAUUUCGAAAUGCGCUUUGAGGCUAUAAGGCGCGAGUUUUGUCCACCUACGACGCUCGAGUACAUUGUCGACGGCCAAGUCGUCUCUGUGCCCGUUCCACAGGUUCUAUCUGCCAUUCGAUCGGACGCGGUUCCAUCGGACGACGUGGAGCAAGAGGCUGCGCGCACACCGAAACUCGCCUACACCGCUCCUUCACGUCCUAUACAUGGCCACCUCGACGCUCUCUCUAAACUUCUCAUCGCACUAGACGGCGUCGAGAGCUUCGGCGACAAGCAUGUCCGGGAGCGGCGCAAGUCUGUGGUCGGACGCGUGGAGCAAGAGGCACGGGCUGUGGAGAUUUGGGUUCGAGAUGUUUGGGCUUCGCAGCUUCAGUCCGAUGUGACGCAGGAGGAGGAUGAAGUCCGCGACAUGGUCGUUGACCCCGCUCACUCCGCUGAAGACCAGGAAGAUGAGGAUGACGACGCAGAGUUCGUCACACCGCCCGGGACUCCAGCGACCGAGCCACUGCCUCUCGUUGGCGACGACGACUUCGUGAUGAUAUAGAGCCAGAAGUGAUCUGUUAUCGGUUUCAUUGGUUGUCUACCACACAUGUACAAUAUACACAAUGCCUCAUAUAUUCUUCAUCUUACAGUAUGUAAAAAUUUCAAUCCCACUCUGAUUUAAUGAUUUGUAUUCCAUACACACGUCCUUCGACUGCACCAAUACGGAUUCUGCCGAGAUUCGGACAAGACUAGGCUGAAUGUGAAGUGCACCUGCAACGUUAAGACUAGGACGAUACAGGCUUGGUCCCAGCUGGCUUGAAAUGGUAAUUCAGAGUCAAUUGCGGACCCUUUACAUCCAGAUGAGGCGGACUGGACCUGGGCAGCGAGUGUUCAGCUUUCGACCAAAGAGGAUGCAGCGCUUCAGCUUUCGCUCUGAACUCGGCCUCACGAGUUUGAAUCAGCCGUAUCUCCCAGUCUGGCAGCUGCCUCCUCUCUAGGAAGAUCGGCUCCGUGUAGCGAUAAAAGUCCAUUGGAUCUGACUCCGCUGGACUGUUAGGGAGCCGCUUGAGUGCGAAGUCGACCGCGGGCUGAGCCCCUUGACGUUUCUUCUCCACUCGCUUCGUCGUCUUCAGUAUACAAAGCGGCUCGAACGGAACUUCCAUCCCUUCCGAGGGCCGGACCGCGUUCUCAUUUACACCAUGUUGAGUGAGCGAGAGUAUUGUCUUGACGCGCAGCAUGUACGGAUGGCCUGAUGUCUUGUCGCCGCGGACGAGAGUGACCACACCACUGCCUUGGGACUCUAGUCAGUCACAACGGCCAGCACCAUAAACAUUGUGAAUCACCAGUGAAAGGACUCUUAGGCUUGCCCCGCUUGUUGUACCACGGAUGAGUCACCAUCACUGGCACCGGCGGAUAGCCCGGGGGCAGAAGAUAUAUUCUCGAGUACUCCGUCUGCCAGUCAACCGGCCAGCUCUGCCCAAAUGCCGAGACCCAGUUGGAGUCCCGUAUAACGUCGAGGUUCACCAAGGCCUUCUGCAGAUGCGGCGGAGCGAACCCAUCACGAACAAGAAUCCCAAGGAGCUGAUCCUGAUAAUGCGCGCGCGUGGCGAUCUCGUCUAUGGGGAUAGCCCAAGGAAGUCCGUGAGGCAUGAGCAGAUCCUUUCCUUGCAGAAAUCCAUCGCGAGUCGGGGUGUCGGUCACUCGGAAACGGAGCCCUCCGUUGAUCGGCGAUUCUUUCGCAGGGGAGUGAUAAUAAAAGAACCCCCGCAGGUCCUCCGGCCACGGAAUGUGGCUCGUAACGAGCUGUUGUCCAAACUGCCGCAUGUGGGGAUCCAUUUUCUGGUCUCGUGCAAUGCGACGGUAUAGAUUGAUGUCGGCGAGCGCGGAUUUAGAGAUGUCGAUGAAGUGGCGGUCUGUAAUAUUCUGAGGGUGAAAUGUGUCGAUGUUUUCGGGUAGCUGUUUGGAACGUUAUGCCGUGGCCCGCUCCGUUCUUGAGUGUUUGAGUACCUUGAAUUUCUGGAUCACGUUGGGAGACUUGGCCUUGAGGACCGGACUCGACCAGCGGUACAUGAUUUCGUUGACAUAGAAAGCCCGACGCUGGCAUGUUGAUGCACUGUAAAGCGCGUGCAGAGCGCGCCGCUUGCAAAUGGGCGAGCGCGUAAAAAGGUGCACCAAGAAAGUCAUUCGUGACGAGAGUACCAAGCACGACCACGUGAUCAAGCGUCCUUGAUGGGAUCAGCGACGGUUUCCCUCAGAGCCACCACCUAACUCAACUCCAUACUAGAAAGUGUUGGCUCUGCCAACAUUAUGCCUUGCUUGCUAAUUAAAUCUAUAUGAUCAAAUUUAUAUACAAUAAAAC